AUGUACGGUCCCGCUCCCCCGCGUCCCAAGAAGACCAACUUCCGACGAAACCGUGCUGGGUGUGAACCAUGUCGUAGCAUCAAGAAGAAGUGUGAUGAAGGCAAACCGACAUGCCAACGCUGCGAAACAAAGGGGACUGUUUGUUCAUACGGCAGUGCUCCGUUUCAGUUCCGCGAUGCCAACUUUUGGGCGGCCCAAAAGGUCAAGCAAGUCAGGGGUGAUAGGGCCCAUAUUGCCUCUCCGCAGUUAAUUCAGAAUUCAUUUCCUCUCAACGAGAGCCCUGGCGCAACUGGGCGUGAGGUUGCAGACCCUCUACUAGAGUCUCAGCUUCAAGCUCGCCAAUCAGCACCAAAUCAAGAACCAACCCAGAUGUCAUAUGUCAAGAAGACUCAGUGGACGGUGGACAAGACAGAUAAACAGACAUUCGGGUAUCGUGCACUUCAACCAGGUCCACGCCUGUUCGGCGGGUCCAAGGAGGAACUAUACAUGACGCAUUUUGCCGUCCAUGUUUGCGAUAUCCUGCCUCCAAGCCUCGAGGCUGUGAGUACUGCCGCCAAAGGUAAAUCUGUCCUUCAAAAUGCUGCUAUGGCUAUCGGCGCGGCCAACUUGGCCAACCUACAGGGGAGCUACACGCGUCACCAAAGCACCGGGCCGCAGCUAUGGAUCCCCGACCCUCGCCACAGGCUCGAUGCUCUGAACUAUGCUGGAAAAGCACUGUCGCUGGCAAGAAGAGGACAGCUUAAAGGAGUUGACGUGCUAGUGUCGGCCCAUCUCCUGCUGUCGUUUGUCGAACUGGAAUUAGGAACUUUUGACGGGUUGCAUCGAUACCUCAGCAGCUUAGACGAUCUGAUCUACCAGACGAGAGAUAAGCUCCUAGACUGUGAAAAAGGCCAAGACUUGUUAGUCGCCGCAGUCCAUGCUCGCACUACACAGAGGUACAUAGUCGGACCUUGGAGCACCUCGACUGCCCCUUCAGAAAGAGAAAACUUUUGGCUUGGACUAGAGCGCCAAGUAUUGUCUGACUCGGCCUCGUUCCAAAAGGCCGGCUCCGACGCAUACUUGCUCAUACAGCGCAUACGUCUAAUCAUCACAAUGCAACAUAACAGGACAAGCCCAAGUCCCGUGAUGGAGGCCUUGAUCAAGCAACUCUUGCCGCUCAUAGCGCCCAACCUCGUGUCACACCAUGGCGAGCAACCAUCAGAGCUGAGCCUCACACAAGCACACGAACAGUCACUCGCAGAGAUGAGACACCUGGCGAGGAUGAUUUCAGUUUUAAAGCCUCCUUCGGACUCCCUUUCGCAACCGGACCACCUUGCAGAGCCCGAGGCUAUCCGUUUGGAGAGUCACGAACACGCAAUGCAUGCUGCAGACUACGCCUUCUUCCAGAUUCUAUGUGACGAAACCAUAGUACAGAGCCUUUCUCAGCCGCCCAAGUCUUGUACCCUGGCGACUGAUGGCCAGGCCGCACAUUGGCUCCAAGUACUGAUGAGCAUCGCUCGAGGGCUGGAUAUCGCCAAGUGUGCUCACCGAAACAUGUAUAGGAGAGGAAUUUGCUCCAUGCUCUUCCUAGCAGGACUUUUAUGUAGAGACACAGGUGUCUUUGACCUUCUGGAAGAGGUCCUUGACAAGAUAUUGGCCCGGGGAAGCGGCUGGGAAGACGUUACUUUCCCAACCCUUCUGGCAAGACCCACGAUCCAGGUAGUCCGGGAUCAGCUGAGGCUGAGGCGGGUAAUUAUCUUGGCAUCGACAAUGACCGAGGACUUUGACAAGUCUUGCACUAUCGUCUCCAAUCGAUUAUCGCAGGUCCUGUUGGUACACGGGGUCGAAGCCAACGGGGAGUUGUUUGACGACACGGUACCGUUGGGUGGUGGGUAG
Fusarium keratoplasticum is the source of this 1875-nucleotide messenger RNA. RefSeq lists its product as uncharacterized. Gene Ontology annotation, molecular function: DNA-binding transcription factor activity, RNA polymerase II-specific; transcription cis-regulatory region binding; zinc ion binding. The record is from RefSeq and is a predicted model, not a curated record. The transcript is spliced from 2 exons. NCBI's taxonomy places the organism in Eukaryota, Fungi, Ascomycota, Sordariomycetes, Hypocreales, Nectriaceae. Bases 1 to 1875 code for a protein of 624 amino acids. Gene Ontology annotation, biological process: positive regulation of transcription by RNA polymerase II. Gene Ontology annotation, cellular component: nucleus.